CGUGUUUUGUAGGGGAAGUUAAACGCUGUGCGGACUGGCCGGCAACAAACAACAGAAGAGAGGAAUUCACGUACACGCUGAUGAGAACAUUAUGCUUAAUUUUAUCAGUAUAUGAUUAAUAUGAGCAAAGAAUCACAAAUGAGGGCUGCUAUUAACCAGAAGUUAAUUGAGAUGGGUGAGAGGGAGAGGUUAAAGGAGUUGCUACGAGCCAAGCUCAUUGAGUGUGGCUGGAGAGAUCAGCUUAAAGCACUCUGCAAAGAAGUGAUCAAGGAGAAAGGUAUUGAGAAUGUUACAGUAGAAGACUUGGUCGCUGGAGUCACCCCUAAAGGAAGAACCCUGGUGCCUGACAGUGUAAAGAAGGAGCUACUGCAAAGAAUAAGAGCCUUCCUCGCCCAGCACUCUACAUGAUGCUCAGUAUAUCUGAUUAUGCUCUGAAAGUAUCUGUCAUUUUUUAAUCAGUCUUAUGCCAAUAGCAAUGCCAGAAUGCUAUAAAUUAGUUGAACUGUUUAAUGGUGUGAUUUCACUCUUCAUUGUGUAUUUUUGUUACUGCCAAUAAAGGUUAAUCAAGUUUGUA
Molecule: messenger RNA, 574 nt
Organism: Myxocyprinus asiaticus (Chinese sucker)
Lineage: Eukaryota; Metazoa; Chordata; Actinopteri; Cypriniformes; Catostomidae
Product: transcription and mRNA export factor ENY2-like
Exons: 5
Coding region: 112-408 (98 amino acids)
Biological process (GO): positive regulation of DNA-templated transcription; regulation of transcription by RNA polymerase II; poly(A)+ mRNA export from nucleus
Cellular component (GO): nuclear pore; SAGA complex; DUBm complex
Molecular function (GO): chromatin binding; transcription coactivator activity
Source: RefSeq, a predicted model, not a curated record